Gastrolobium bilobum is the source of this 2072-nucleotide messenger RNA. Its product is annotated as tubby-like F-box protein 3. Bases 430 to 1632 code for a protein of 400 amino acids. The record is from RefSeq and is a predicted model, not a curated record. The transcript has 6 exons. Gene Ontology annotation, molecular function: protein binding. Lineage: Eukaryota; Viridiplantae; Streptophyta; Magnoliopsida; Fabales; Fabaceae.
UAUCUCACGUUCCUCAGUCCUCACUCAGUAUGGAGUUUGGAAGGAACCACUUCUCACUCGGUUCUGACUUGUUUCCUUUCACACUCUGAUCGCAAGGGUUAAACAUCAAUUCUUGUCAUGGUUCAGAGGGAAGGGGUUUCAUGCACUUUUGGUUCAAGUUCUGGGUCUGUCUAGUUUAUUCCUUUUGGUUUUACUUUUAACUUCAUUUUUAUUUUUUUUUGAAAAUUCAGCUUAAUCCAAGUAAAAAUGUGCAUAUGUCACUCUGGGUAGGACUAGUGCUUCGUUUCUUCGACAAAAGGAAAAACUUUUCGUGAAAAUUUUCGAUCUUUACCAUUUAGGCUUUUUGUUUUAUCAGCUUAGGGGUUUAGAAGAAUUGAAUUGAGAAAUUGGGGCAAUGGCCUCCGACAAGGUUUAAGAAAGAGGUUGAAGAUGUCGUUUAGGAGUAUCAUCCUGGAUAGGAAGGGAUUUGAGGUGAAGUUUGGGUAUGGUAUGAGAUCCAGGUCACAGUCACACAGUGAUGUUAUUGCCCAGGAUAGUUUGGUGGUGCUUGAUGGCUUGAAGCAGAGUUGUUGGGCUAACAUGCCCCCAGAGCUUUUGAGGGAUGUUCUCAUGAGGAUAGAGGCCUCAGAAAACACCUGGCCUUCCCGGAAACAUGUCGUCGCCUGCGCCGGUGUUUGCCGCAGUUGGAGAGACAUUAUGAAGGAAAUUGUCAAAUCUCCUCAAGUAUCCAGCAUGUUGACAUUCCCAAUCUCCUUGAAGCAGCCUGGUCCAAGGGACUCUCUUCUUCAGUGCUAUAUUAGACGAAAUCGCGGUAAUCAAACAUAUUAUUUGUUUCUUGGUUUAAACCAAGCCUCAACUGACGAUGACAAGUUCCUGCUUGCUGCACGAAAGUUUCGACGGGCAACCCACACUGACUAUAUCAUAUCUCUAAACAAUGGCGAUGUAUCAAGAGGGAGCAGCACCUAUAUUGGGAAGUUGAGAUCAAACUUUCUGGGCACCAAAUUCACCGUGUAUGAUGCACGCCCUCCAAUUUGUGGAGCCAAAGUUACAAAGUCUCGUUCUACCAGGCUAGUUAGUCUCAAGCAAGUGUCUCCAAGAGUUCCUGCUGGCAACUAUCCUAUUGCGCAUAUCUCAUAUGAUCUGAAUGUUUUGGGCUCUAGGGGCCCUAGGAUAAUGCAAUGUGUUAUGGAUGCUAUCCCUGCCUCAGCUGUUGAACCUGGAGGUGUGGCCCCGACACAGACUCAAUUUCUUCAUAGCAGAAUUGAUACUUCUCCAUCUAUCCCUUUCUUUAGAUCAAAAUCAACCCGCAUGGAGAAUCUCCAAUCUGUACCUUUGACUUGUCAAAAUGAGGGGACACUGGUAUUACGAAACAAGUCCCCUAGGUGGCAUGAACAACUCCAAUGCUGGUGUCUUAACUUCAAUGGACGAGUAACAGUUGCUUCAGUAAAAAAUUUCCAGCUGGUUGCUUCUCCUAAAAAUGGAGUUUCUGAGCAGGCUCAGGAAAAUGUCAUUCUACAGUUUGGAAAAGUCGGAAAGGAUGUAUUCACCAUGGAUUACCAGUAUCCAAUCUCUGCCUUUGAAGCAUUUGCAAUAUGCCUUAGCAGCUUUGACACCAAGAUUGCUUGUGAAUAAUUUCCGGCAUUGACUGGCAGGUGUCGACCAGAGGUACUGCUGCUUGGAAUUGAUCAGAGUAUUGCAAGUUCAGAUAUAGGCCGUAGAUUUUCUGCUUUUCUAUUUGGUCCAGCUAGGCUUCAAUGUCUUCCCCCUUCUACAUUGUAUAUAAUAUAUAUGGUUGUAUGUGUGUGCAUUAAAUUUAACCAACGUGGAUUUUAUGUUUGUGUUUUUGGCGUGCUAGUUUGCAGACAAACUUUUCUUUUUGUGGCAUGAGUUUGCAUCACCUUAGUUGCGAUUGGUUUGUGAGCUUUCCAUUAGUUUCCGUUUGAUGCAUUUGGUUUUGGCAAUGUAAACCUGUUUUUGCUGCUACGUAGGCUUCCAAGAAAUUCUAUAACUUUACAGAGUGCAAACUUUGCUCCCAAGUCUUGAUUGACAAUUCAUCCAUACAGAAGGGAAAG